This is a messenger RNA of Monosiga brevicollis MX1, 1224 nucleotides long. RefSeq lists its product as uncharacterized. The transcript has a single exon. The coding region runs from base 293 to 1036 and encodes 247 amino acids. NCBI's taxonomy places the organism in Eukaryota, Choanoflagellata, Craspedida, Salpingoecidae. The record is from RefSeq and is a predicted model, not a curated record.
CUUACGCUUGACGACCAGCAGCAAAGCAUCUCUCCGGACGAGCGCAGACGGCAGUCAGUCUGGAGGGGGGGGUGGUGUUGUUCGGCUGGCGCGUGGAACUGGAUCUUGGUAGUGGGCGGUUGUCCAAUUUGAUAGAAGCUGGUGCCUGGUGGCUGCUUUGUAUCGUCUCGGAGCUGACGGUAUCCCCUCGAUUGAUUUGAAAAGGGCACGAGCACACGGGUGGCGCCGCUCCUGGGUUGCAUCUCUGUGGCUGGCAAUCCGAAGCUUGCAACGUUGCGAAUUGACCGACGAGAUGCCCGUGGUGGGUCAGGCAUGGGUCGAAGCAGGUGCGGCGCUUGCUGCCGAGCCCAAGCGGAUCCGCUCCUUGGUUGUCCAGCAAAUGCAACAGCGGGCCUAUGAGACUGAGGUGGAGCCCCAUGCCGUUGAUUUAUUCACGCAUGUGGCAGCAUUUUGCGCCCGACAACACUACGUGGCAGAGCAAAUGGCUGCCGCUCUGGCCCUGGUGGACCAAGCUUGGACGGCCUGCUUGUCCACCAACCUGGACAACUUCAACGAGACGCUGGAGCGCUUUGAAACCGAUUUGAUCAACUGCACGGUGCAUCGGCCCCCAUUCAGCGAACACAUUUUCUCCCUCGAGCAGGCCAAAGCAUUACUGGAUUAUGUGACGCGCACGCUUUUUGCGCACUUCCACAUUUACAAGCACGUGUGCACAAAGCUUCCGCGGCUUGAGUUGACGCUCGAUGUUCAGCUUCUGGACACCGGAGUACGCUCCUCCUCUGCUGCACUGCGGGCAGCGGAAGGUAAAAAUGAUAGGGAGGGGGCUCGUGGGGAAGAUGCAACUUCCAACAGCAGUGGAGAUGGUGCCGCCGGCGCUGUGACCUCAGCGCCGGCCGUAAACACCGACGUUUCCCAGAUUCCCGCGGAAGACGUCGAGGCGCUGCUACAAACAGAUGCUGGCCAGCACCUGAAAGCCUUGGUCGAGAAGGCUCUGCGCGAAAAGGUCAACCCGCCCUCUGCCGACGAGAAUGAGGCAUAACUGUACUCUGACCACCCCUGUUUCUCGACCUUGGAAUGCAUAAGGGGUGUGAUACUUAACGACGAGCCAAGCGCCGGGCGCGUUUGUUUGUGUGGUUGUGCUAUGUGGUUCCAUACGCCUUGACAGUGGUGUCCCGCUUGAAAUUGAACCUGCUACCAUGCGAGCUACCGCAUUCAUCCGUGCUGUGC